Rhinopithecus roxellana (golden snub-nosed monkey) is the source of this 2851-nucleotide messenger RNA. RefSeq names its product non-POU domain containing octamer binding (gene NONO). Lineage: Eukaryota; Metazoa; Chordata; Mammalia; Primates; Cercopithecidae. Gene Ontology annotation, cellular component: nucleus. Gene Ontology annotation, molecular function: RNA binding. The transcript has 12 exons. The record is from RefSeq and is a predicted model, not a curated record. Gene Ontology annotation, biological process: regulation of DNA-templated transcription. The coding region runs from base 345 to 1760 and encodes 471 amino acids.
ACAGAGCCUCGCUCUUUGUCCCCAUCUGUCGUUCACACGAACGCAAGCCUUUGGCAUUCGGCAGCCAAUAGAAUCUAAGAAAUGGCGGAAAAAUGAUUCCGCCUCGGGAGAUAAACCUUGAUUGGCAGUUCAGCUAACCAAUCGAGAACGCCACUUUGUACCCCUUGGGAGGCACCGAGCUCCGUCGUCUCGUUUCCGGCGGUCGCGCGCUCUUUUCUCGGGACGGGAGAGGCCGUGUAGCGUCGCCGUUACUCCGAGGAGAGACCAGUCGGUAGAGGAGAAGUCGAGGUUAGAGAGAACUGGGAGGCACUUUGCUGUCUUUAAUCGAAGUUGAGGGUGCAAAAAUGCAGAGUAAUAAAACUUUUAACUUGGAGAAGCAAAACCAUACUCCAAGAAAGCAUCAUCAACACCACCACCAGCAGCAGCACCACCAGCAGCAACAGCAGCAGCCGCCACCACCACCAAUACCUGCAAAUGGGCAACAGGCCAGCAGCCAAAAUGAAGGCUUGACUAUUGACCUGAAGAAUUUUAGAAAACCAGGAGAGAAGACCUUCACCCAACGAAGCCGUCUUUUUGUGGGAAAUCUUCCUCCCGACAUCACCGAGGAAGAAAUGAGGAAACUAUUUGAGAAAUAUGGAAAGGCGGGCGAAGUCUUCAUUCAUAAGGAUAAAGGAUUUGGCUUUAUCCGCUUGGAAACACGAACCCUAGCGGAGAUUGCCAAAGUGGAGCUGGACAAUAUGCCACUCCGUGGAAAGCAGCUGCGUGUGCGCUUUGCCUGCCAUAGUGCAUCUCUUACAGUUCGAAACCUUCCUCAGUAUGUGUCAAACGAACUGCUGGAAGAAGCCUUUUCUGUGUUUGGCCAGGUAGAGAGGGCUGUAGUCAUUGUGGAUGAUCGAGGAAGGCCCUCAGGAAAAGGCAUUGUUGAGUUCUCAGGGAAGCCAGCUGCUCGGAAAGCUCUGGACAGAUGCAGUGAAGGCUCCUUCCUGCUAACCACAUUUCCUCGUCCUGUGACUGUGGAGCCCAUGGACCAGUUAGAUGAUGAAGAGGGACUUCCAGAGAAGCUGGUUAUAAAAAACCAGCAGUUUCACAAGGAACGAGAGCAGCCACCCAGAUUUGCACAGCCUGGCUCCUUUGAGUAUGAGUAUGCCAUGCGCUGGAAGGCACUCAUUGAGAUGGAGAAGCAGCAGCAGGACCAAGUGGACCGCAACAUCAAGGAGGCUCGUGAGAAGCUGGAGAUGGAGAUGGAGGCUGCACGCCAUGAGCACCAGGUCAUGCUAAUGAGACAGGAUUUGAUGAGGCGCCAAGAAGAACUUCGGAGGAUGGAAGAGCUGCACAACCAAGAGGUGCAAAAACGAAAGCAACUGGAGCUCAGGCAGGAGGAAGAGCGCAGGCGCCGUGAAGAAGAGAUGCGGCGGCAGCAAGAAGAAAUGAUGCGGCGGCAGCAGGAAGGAUUCAAGGGAACCUUCCCUGAUGCGAGAGAGCAGGAGAUUCGGAUGGGUCAGAUGGCUAUGGGAGGUGCUAUGGGCAUAAACAACAGAGGUGCCAUGCCCCCUGCUCCUGUGCCAGCUGGUACCCCAGCUCCUCCAGGACCUGCCACUAUGAUGCCGGAUGGAACUUUGGGAUUGACCCCACCAACAACUGAACGCUUUGGUCAGGCUGCUACAAUGGAAGGAAUUGGGGCAAUUGGUGGAACUCCUCCUGCAUUCAACCGUGCAGCUCCUGGAGCUGAAUUUGCUCCAAACAAACGUCGCCGAUACUAAUAAGUUGCAGUGUCUAGUUUCUCAAAACCCUUAAAAGAAGGACCCUUUUUGGACUAGCCAGAAUUCUACCCUGGAAAAGUGUUAGGGAUUCCUUCCAAUAGUUAGAUCUGCCCUGCCUGUACUACUCUAGGGAGUAUGCUGGAGGCAGAGGGCAAGGGAGGGGUGGUAUUAAACAAGUCAAUUCUGUGUGAUAUAUUGUUUAAUCAAUUCUGUGUAGUGCAUUCAUGAAGUCUCAAAUGUGAUUGUUGAGGGCCUGGGGAAACCAUGGCAAAGUGGAUCCAAUUAGAGCCCAUUAAUCUUGAUCAUUCCGUUUUUUUUUUUUUGUCCAUCUUGUUUCAUUUCCUUGCCCCGCUCCUAAGACGGAGUCUCACUCUGUCACCCAGGUUGGACUGUACUGGCACAAUCUCAGCUCACUGCAACCUCUGCCUCCCGGGUUCAAGCUUGUCCAGGCUGAUCUUGAACUCCUGACCUCAUGAUCCAUCCACCUUGGCCUCCCAAAAUGCUGGGAUUACAGGGGUGAGCCACAGUGCCCAUCCUUACUUUCUUUUCUUUACACUCCCCUAGUCCCAGAGAAACUGCCACAUACACCACAAAAACCAAACAUCCCCCGAUGACCUUAGCCCCAUUGCUCCAUUCACUCCCAGGUGAGAAUUCAGGCAAACGUCCACAAAGGUCACAGGCAAUGUGCGUACGGUUCUGUUAUAUCCCAUAUAUUACCCCUUCAUGUCCUAAAGAAGACAUUUUCUCUUAGAGAUUUUCAUUUUAGUAUAUCUUUAAAAAAAAAAAAAUCUUGUGUUAACUUGCCUCCAUCUUUUUCUUGGGUGAGGACACCCAGGAAUGACCCUUUUGUGUCUAUGAUGUUGCUGUUCACAGCUUUUCUUGAUAGGCCUAGUACAAUCUUGGGAACAGGGUUGCUGUAUACUGAAGGUCUGACAGUAGCUCUUAGACUCGCCUAUCUUAGGUAGUCACGCUGUGCAUUUUUUUUCAUUGGUGUACUGUGUUUGAUUUGUCUCUGAUAUAUUUGGAGUUUUUCUGAGAAAUGGAGCAGUAAUGCAGCAUCAACCUAUUAAAAUACAUUUUAAGCCUUUUAA